AUGCGCCCCAGCCAGUCGUCCAGAAAGCCGCGCUGUCGCGCCAAAAACGGGCCUGCGUUCGUGUUUGUUGAUGCCCUCAAUGACCGAUCGGGACGACCACAGGAUGAGGUCUCCAGAGCCCAAAUCAGACGACAGGCUGCGCGGUCGGGGCGGAAAAGUCAGCGUUUACAGAGUGCAGGCUCCAAGGAUGGCAGUGAAGAGUUAGGGCUGGAGUCAGAGCCCGCGUUGCUCCAGGUUGUCCAAGCCCGAGACAGCCUAAUCCUCUCGACGCAGCCCUCAUUCUCCGGCUACGAGGCAUUGCGGGUAAAAUACAACUUCGACAUCACGUACCUAACCAGUUUCACAGACGUGGACCUAGGGAAAACCGCGUCGCUGUUCUUACAUGAACAGGGAGACGGACAGGCAACGCACCUCACCCGCCUCCUGCAGCAGCAGUCCUCCUCGUCAUUUCUGAGCUACCUGCCAAGUCGCUACGGGGCGAGUGCAGUUCUCGACGACGCGAUGCACUGUCUCGCCGCGCGAGCGGGUCAGAUAUUCGGGUUUAAUGUCACGGCGGGGACAAUUUCUGCGCUGUACGCUCGCGCAUUGAAGAGCUUGCAGGGCGCGCUUACUGAUACCGGGCUGUGUUUGGGCGCUGAUGUUUACUGUGCGACUCGCCUGUUGACGCUGUAUGAGUUGAUCGGUCUGCCUGAAGCGAACCACUGGGUUCUGCAUAACCGGGGAGGGAUUAAGCUGGUUGAGCUUCGAGGGCCGGAUAACCAUACGACCAGGUUUGACUGGAUGUUGUUAAAGAGCCAGGGGCCUUCCAUUCUAGUAGACGAACUAUACAGAAGGAAAACUUCCAUCUUCGAAGCCCCAGCCUGGCAGAACCUCUUCAGCCAUGCAUCCCGCAGCGAAACAGACCCAGAUAUGCGUCUAUGGUGGGAGAUCUUCGGCAGUAUCAGUUUCGUCACCGGCAUCAUGAAAAGCAUGUUCGACCUCUUCCAGAACUCAACCACAGACGGCCAUGCCUAUACACAAGAAUACUACAACCUUAAGGCCCAGACACUGGGCCGUGCACAGGAAAUCCACGAUAGAUUACAUGAGAUACACACUCGAUCCCAGCAAGCAGGUUCACCAUCACUACGCGACCUCCCCGUCACACCGGAAUCACCAGACCGCAUCAGACUCCGCGGGUUCUUUCUCUACAGCCUCAUGCAAAUAUGCCGCGCCCUGGCAACCAUAUCAGAUAGUCCCGCGUCGCGCGCAACAGCAGAAGAAGAGGCGCAGGCUCUAGCGGCACAGGCACUCCUUAUUCAGUAUGCGACGACGGACCUGGAUCCGGCGAUGUCGUGGCACUUUGGGCAGAGGAAUGCGCUUGCGGAGUCGGUUGUUGGGAGUCGGGCGGAGUGGAUUUCGGAAGACAGCUUGAAGGAUUUGAAGGAGGAUGGUGAGCGAGAACGGUUCCUUGGGGCGCGGUGGUUGGCUUGGUAUGAGUCUUGGAUUAAUCAGUAUCUUUCUGUAGCGUUGGAGAUGUAG
Molecule: messenger RNA, 1518 nt
Organism: Aspergillus versicolor CBS 583.65
Lineage: Eukaryota; Fungi; Ascomycota; Eurotiomycetes; Eurotiales; Aspergillaceae
Exons: 3
Coding region: 1-1518 (505 amino acids)
Source: RefSeq, a predicted model, not a curated record